UUUUUUCUAUUCCAUAUGGUUUGUCAGCCAUAUUUACGAUCUCAGCAGAUUAAUAUUUUUUCACAUUGUACUAUCAAAAUCUCGGUAAUUCGCUCUAGACCAAAACUUAAGUGUAUUUUAUACGAUUUGUCCUAUAAGUAUUUAAUCAGUUUUUAAAUUGUAGAAACAAAUAGCGUUGAGUUGAAGUUUUUCCUUUGAACUACAACCAAGUCAGGUGUUGAGUGAUAUUGCAGUUUACAAAGUUUGUUCAAUAAAAUGGAGGGCUAUAACAAUCAGUUAUCACAAAAUGCUUUUAAAAAUGAUGGAUCAUUCUUAGAAGUAUUUAAACGUUUUCAAGAACAGCAACAGGAACAACAACAUCAACUUCCAUCUGAAGUAAAAGUUAUAGAAACUCCUUCACCUGCUGUUGCUGCUUCAUAUACUUCUGAAAAACAAACAGAUACUACAAAAGCAAUGCCAAUUAUUGGUAAGCGUAAAAAUAAAAUCCUAAAAACAGGAAUUGUUAAAAAAGUAAAGCCUGAAGAAGAAAAAAAAGUUUCAAAGCCUACAGAUGCCUGGUCAGUUUAUUUAGAUGAAGUAAAAAGAUACCAAGAAACAGUUGGUGAACAAGACAGUAAGACUAGACCUCUUGUGAAAUAAGUUAUAAUGUAUUUGUUAACUAUGUACAAAAAGUAUGUUAUUAUGCUGUUUAUAAGUUGUUCAUAUUACUAUUAUACAUAUAUUUAAUAUUAAGUUAAAUACAAUUUUUUUUUUAUAAGUAAUUUUAUGACAUAAUUAUCAUGUACUUUAUGUUUUAAGCUAAUAUGUAUAGAAAACACAUGAAUUUUACUUUCAAUUUUAUAAAAUUUGAUUUUGUAAUACAUAAAUAGUACUACAAGUGAUAUCAUGUAUUGACUAUUUUAGUACUUUGUUCUAAUUUGCUUAUAAAUAAAAUAUUAUAAAUAAGUAGAAACUUAAUUCUUAAUUUUAAUAUAAUUUCAUUUAAAGAUAAAUCGAUUACAAGAAAUCAAUUUACUCAAAGUAAAAUUUAAUAAGCCUCAUAUCUGUUUUCAUUUUAUUAUACAUUUAAAAAUAAAUUAUAAACACUAAUAUUUGGCUUUUGAUUUAGAAUUUGAUGGUUAAAACUUUAAUAAUCUAUAUUUUUGAAUAUUAAAUAAAGUAGAAUGUCAAAUAUUAUUUAAAGUAUUAAAAAUUGCAUUGAUUGGUUGAAUACUCCCACAUAUUAAUUGUUUUAAGUUUUUGAAUCAUUCAAUCAUUAAUAAUUAAUGAUUUUUUUUAUUAAAAGUUUUUUAACUGACCAGAUGGUAACUUAAAUAUAUAAUUUAACUCAUUAACUUUACUAUGAACUACAUUUUAAUAUUAUUUUAAUUCCACUUAAAUAAUAUUUAUUAACUAAAAUUAAACUUAAAUAUUCAUGUAAUAGUAUGACAAAUUUGUAUACACUUGUGUUGUAAUUGUUAAAAAUUAUUUUUGUAUUUCGUCGAAGUACAUAAAAUAGUAUUUGCCUAUUAUGUAUAUAAUAAUAUAAAAAUACAAAGAAAUUACACAGAACAACAAAUAUUGAACAAUUUUCUUGUGUCCACAAUAUUUAGGUGAAAUGCAUAUGAAAUUCUAAUACUUCAGAUUUUUUUCAUUUAGUUUUUAAAAUAAUUAAACAAUUAUAAAUAAUAAUGAAUUAUAUAUAUACAGCUUAUUUGUCUAAUAAAAUGGUUUUUCUAGAUCUUUGA
This is a messenger RNA of Daktulosphaira vitifoliae (grape phylloxera), 1727 nucleotides long. RefSeq lists its product as uncharacterized. Gene Ontology annotation, molecular function: 5'-3' exonuclease activity; 3'-5' exonuclease activity. The transcript has 2 exons. The coding region runs from base 256 to 639 and encodes 127 amino acids. The record is from RefSeq and is a predicted model, not a curated record. Gene Ontology annotation, cellular component: respiratory chain complex IV; mitochondrion. Lineage: Eukaryota; Metazoa; Arthropoda; Insecta; Hemiptera; Phylloxeridae.